This is a messenger RNA of Pristis pectinata (smalltooth sawfish), 792 nucleotides long. RefSeq names its product RELT-like protein 2. The coding region runs from base 187 to 690 and encodes 167 amino acids. The transcript has 6 exons. Lineage: Eukaryota; Metazoa; Chordata; Chondrichthyes; Rhinopristiformes; Pristidae. The record is from RefSeq and is a predicted model, not a curated record. Gene Ontology annotation, biological process: positive regulation of cell-substrate adhesion; positive regulation of p38MAPK cascade.
UGUUUCACACUUCCCUCGUUGCUGCUGCUUCAUUACUUUGUGAGCACUCGCGUGGAUUUCCUGCUGCCAAACUUUCCUGCACUCAGAUGAGGUGGGAUGUGCACUGUUCUCCUUCCUGCCGACCACUUACACCGGCCGGGCCACAGCUGCACAUUUUAAACGUGCUCCGUGAGACAAGUGCACAGGAUGGAGAAUGAUGGGGGUGAAGAGGAGACUCCACGCCCGCAGAACCUCUACACCAUCUUCCUGGUGAUCCUGGCCUUCUUUGUCACGGGCCUGAUGGGCAUUCUGCUGUGUCACAUCCUGCAGGAGAAAGGCUACCGUUGCCGGACGUUCCGGGAGCUGCAGCCAGAGGCCGGCUCAGCUGCUGCAGCCCAGGGUGGUCAAGAUCCAAACCAGGACACGGUUGGGCAAAUUGUGCAAUGCAUCUUAGACAACAAAGCUAAUGCAGAAGCACUGAAGGAGAUGCUGAAGGAACACGAACAGAUGAAACCCCCGGCACACAGAUUUCGGGUGACUCGCAUCGAACGGUGCCGAGCUGGGGAGGAGCUGAGCACAUUCCCAGUGGAAGAGGUGUGUGUCCAAGCCCAUACAGAGGAGACAGAGAGGGAUCCAGAGGGAGGCAGCAGGGAGCUCCAGGGUCUCGGAGCAUCCCCUGGCGGACGCCCUCCCUUGCCCCACACGGACUGACCGGUGUUGAUGACAGAAGACUACAAAACACCAUGAGGGGCUGGAUCCGAGUGCGAUCUCAGCACGUUACCCCACCCACCCCCCACAACCAUCGCUGGAAGG